CGCUGUCACGUGUUGGGGAAUCCCGCACCAGGUAGCUAUUGGCUCGGUGCCUUAGCUCCCCGUUGGCUGGGAAGGAGUAGGGGCGUGGCCUCAGUCACGUGCUGGGAGCCCCGCCCCGAGUCGUCAUUGGCUCCUCCAGCCGCUCUCCAUUGGCCGAGGUGGGGUGGCAUGGCGGGCGGCGAGGCCUGGCGGCCGCCGCGGCCGUGCGAGGACUACUGGUGGGAGUGGAAGCACUGCCGCGGGCUGCGCCACGCCUUCCACCACUACUACGCGCACGGGGAGCUGCCCGCCUGCGGCCGCUGGAGAAACGACUACGAGGCUUGCCGCGCCUGGGAGAGCGGCCGCGCCCCCGCCGCAAGGGAAGCUUUGUGUGAGAGUGAAAGAGCUCGAGUUAAGGAGAAGCAGAAAUACGCUCCAGUAUGGACACUCAGGAAGAGCCCACCACCAGACUGGUAUCUUCCCCUCGACCAAGACAAACCCAAUUAGCACAAAUGCUUUGGUCAGUAAUGUAACACACGGUGCAUAACUACACUGCAUUUUUUUUUGUCAGUGUCCUCUUGAAAUUAUACAACUGUAGCUCUGCCCUGCAGUACCUUAGUACUCAUUGAAAAAUACUGAGAGCUUAUUUAAACACUCAGUAUCUUUUAAAGGGAGAACUGAUGUGCUUCGUUUGGUUCUCAUCUCUUACUACUGUCUUAAGCUCUAGGAUUUCAUCUCAGCAGGCAACUCCCAAGUUAGUGCGUACAAGAUGUAGCUCCUCUUGCAAAGUGAGGACCUCUUCCAGAACAAGGGAACUACCUCAGCCCUGCCAGACAGGAAAACAAAGGAAAGCUGGGACUCCUCCCGGCGGGGAUUUAAGAGGAUUCCCUUUUUUCAGGGGUUAAGGGCUGCUCUCCUUAACCCUUGGCUGGAUGGUGCUGCAGACCCUGGCACUGCAACCCCACCCCUCGGUAGAACUGCUCUUGAAGGGUGGUGCGUGUUGAUGGCAGUAUUCACAAUUA
Cuculus canorus (common cuckoo) is the source of this 1001-nucleotide messenger RNA. RefSeq names its product chromosome 17 C22orf39 homolog (gene C17H22orf39). NCBI's taxonomy places the organism in Eukaryota, Metazoa, Chordata, Aves, Cuculiformes, Cuculidae. The transcript is spliced from 3 exons. Bases 169 to 486 code for a protein of 105 amino acids. The record is from RefSeq and is a predicted model, not a curated record.